AAGUUUACAAAUUUCAAAAAGAUUUGUCUUCGUUUAUGGCCCGCGUUAAUCAUAAUUUUCUCGUAAGCUUCCAGACCUUUCUCUCCACUAAAAAAGGGCUGUCUUCUCGUCGAAUCUUUACUCAUCGCUCCUCCGAUUCAGGGAAAUGAAGAACUUGAUUGGUGAGGCGGCGUGUAGUAUUUGUCAGGAGAGCUUUAGCACAACCAUUACAGAGAUGGCAGGUCCACCAGGUUCCUCAGCUUUGAAGAAGUCCUCAGGUUUCAACAUGGCCCGUUUCACUCAGCCAGUGACACAGGGGAAAGAAAAAGGGAAGGCUCCACAAUUUGAUAUGCAGCCCCCUAUCUCGGAUACCAGGAUAGUCGAGAAGCCACCUCAGCACUCUCAGACUGGGGGUAAGAAUACAGUAGACAUGGCUAAGUUGAAGGAGAAGAUGGUGGCUGUAGAGAAGUCAUAUAAGAGGCCAAGGGUUGAGUCUUUAUCAACUGAUAUCCCUCCCGAGGUCCACCCUGCUGGGGGCAAGUAUUCCUUGGCCGUGGAGUUUAAGGUUGAGGACAGUGCUUUUGACAACCCUGAGGUUGCAAAGAAGAUCGGCCAGUAUACUAUGAUAAAGAAGGAUUUUGAUCGGCUUCCCAAGUCUGCGUCUAAGAACAUGAGCCAAACUAUCUUGCACUCUUACAAAGCCUUUGCUCAUCUCAUCAAGGUUGAGCAGGAUAUGAAAAAGUACACCACACAGAUCACCUCUCUUUUAGACAAGAAUAAGAAGCUCAAGGACUCCAACAUUGAGUUUAAGAGUACUAAUGAUAAGCUGGGUAAAAAGGUGGAGGAAUUGACUCAGCGGCUUGAGGAUAUAUCUUUACAGAAAGCCGCAACAGACUUUCUCCUCCGACAGUAUGAGCUUCGUCUUAACAACACUUUGGCCGAAGUGGAGAGUCUAAAAAGAGAUCUUCAGGCAUCCAAAGACGCUGAACCAAAGGCUGUAGAGAACUUCCUAUUAUCCGAGGAUUACUACAACAGGCAGACAGAGUUUGCCAGAAGCCAGGUGUUUGGUUCCUUUGACUUGGCUCUAAGGGAGGUCAAGUUCAUUUACAAAGACCUUGACCUUUCCAUGAUUGAUGUAAAAAAUCUGAGGACUGUGAAAGAUGAUGGUGGAGAAAAAGGGGAGGAAGAGCAGCAACAGGAUAAGGAUGACAUGAAGAUUGAUCAAGUAGUUGCUGAAUUGGCUAUUACGACUGCAGAGGUGGGGACUGUCACAGAGACUUUUACUGAGGUUCAACUCGAGAAAGAUAUUCAAUUUGAGGAAGCUGAGGCGCCCACUGCGGAAGCUCAGGCUAAGGUUGGGACCUGAUCUGCCCUUUAGAAUUUCUGUAAUUGUAUUUUGUUGUGUUUUCUUUUUUUUUUUUUUUUUUGU
Messenger RNA from Durio zibethinus, 1408 nucleotides. RefSeq lists its product as uncharacterized. The record is from RefSeq and is a predicted model, not a curated record. Gene Ontology annotation, biological process: transcription elongation by RNA polymerase II. Lineage: Eukaryota; Viridiplantae; Streptophyta; Magnoliopsida; Malvales; Malvaceae. Gene Ontology annotation, cellular component: transcription elongation factor complex. Gene Ontology annotation, molecular function: RNA polymerase II complex binding.